Molecule: messenger RNA, 1338 nt
Organism: Colletotrichum fioriniae
Lineage: Eukaryota; Fungi; Ascomycota; Sordariomycetes; Glomerellales; Glomerellaceae
Gene: PFA4
Product: Palmitoyltransferase
Cellular component (GO): endoplasmic reticulum membrane
Molecular function (GO): protein-cysteine S-palmitoyltransferase activity
Source: RefSeq, a predicted model, not a curated record
AUGGCCGGCAUCAACGAAGCCCCCCUCAUCAAACGCCUCGCCGUCCCCGGCUCCUGCGCGCUAAUGGGCUUCCUCUCCGUCUCCUCCCAGAUCCUCUUCUACGUCGCCGACGACUCCCUCGCACCCGGGCGACUCACCCGUUCCGAGACAUACACCUUCAACACCCUCCUCGCCUGCCUAUGGUACACAUACUACAAGUCCUGCACCGUCGACCCGGGCCGCUACCCCUUUCCCGACGCCGCCGUCGUCGAGGUGCCCGAGCCGGACGAGUACGGUCUCGUAAGACGCUGGUGCAAGAAAUGCGCCGCGCCCAAACCGCCUCGCGCGCACCACUGCCGGCACUGCGCGCGCUGCGUCCCUCGCAUGGACCACCACUGCCCCUGGACAGGAAACUGCGUCUCCCUCACGACAUUCCCACACUUCCUCCGCUUCCUCGCCUGGACAAACUUCUCCCUCUGGUACCUCGCCAGCCUCCUCUACGCCCGCUUCGCCGCCAUCUGGGACAACCGCCUCCUCCCUUCCUACCUCGGCCCCUCCCUCCCCGUCCUCGUCCUCCUGACUCUCGACACCUUAAUCUGCUUCUUCAGCUCCCUCGCCCUCGGCAUCCUCUUCUUCUCUACCGUCCGCGGCUGGGUCCUCAACGAGACCAUGAUCGAAGGCUGGGAAGUCGACCGCCACGCCGCCGUCUGCGACCGCAACCGCAAGGACGCCGGCGAGUUCUGGUCCAUGACGGGGCCCGAUGGGAAGAAGCUCCGGCUGGAAAAAGUUGAAUUUCCGUAUGACGUGGGGAUUUAUGCGAAUUUGUCGCAGGCCAUGGGUACCAAGAACCCACUGCUGUGGCUAUUUCCCUUUGCGGGCAACCCGCACAUAAGCAAGGACGGCCAUGGCGUCGGAUGGGAGUGGCCCGAGAACGGGCUGAAUCGCAAGGAGGGGAUGUGGCCGCCGCCGGACCCGGAUAAAGUGCGCCGCGCCGCGCAGGGGGGCUGGCCCUCGGCUCGGGACCCCGAGGACAUGGUGGUGCCGAGGUACGGGAGCAAGGAAGAGGAACUCGAGGCCUUCAGGACGCGGCAAGAUGCGGAUCGGCGGCGGUGGCAGAGUAACCGCUCCCGAAUGAUGGAAGAGUUGGAGGAGGUGGAGGGCUACGAUAUGAUUGAUAGCGACUCUGAAGAUGGCUAUGAAGAGGGCGCGGAUGGAGAGCCUGGUUGGACGAAUGCGGACGGCGAACGGUUACAGGAUUUCGGCGUAGACGAGGAUGAGGAUAUGACUGACGACGAAGACGUUCCUCUAGCGGAGCUAGUACGUCGCAGGAAAGUCCUCCAAAAAGACGGAGAGGAGUGA